Messenger RNA from Gigantopelta aegis, 991 nucleotides. RefSeq names its product mitochondrial import inner membrane translocase subunit Tim16-like. The transcript has 4 exons. Gene Ontology annotation, biological process: protein import into mitochondrial matrix. Gene Ontology annotation, cellular component: TIM23 mitochondrial import inner membrane translocase complex. Bases 118 to 507 code for a protein of 129 amino acids. NCBI's taxonomy places the organism in Eukaryota, Metazoa, Mollusca, Gastropoda, Neomphalida, Peltospiridae. The record is from RefSeq and is a predicted model, not a curated record.
GUCGUUGUCUAAGUAUACCAUUAAUGACUGUGUUGUAUUGUUUUUUAGAAACACAUUUUUGAAGAGCGUAUAUAUAUAUUUUACAUAAUUAAAAGGGAAAACCGUUGGUACCCAGCUAUGAGUUCACCACAAGCUGCCAAGUACCUGGCACAGAUAAUAAUUACAGGUGGUCAAGUGGUAAUUAGAGCUUUCACACGUGCUCUGCGUCAGGAAUUUGCUGCCAGUCAGCAGGCCGCGCAGAAAGCAGGCGGAGGUAGGCAGGGAGCUCGCAGAGCAGCGGCUGAUUCAGUCACAGGAAUGUCACUUCAGGAAGCCAAACAGAUAUUGAAUAUCAGCGAUGCAAAAGAUAAAGAAUCAAUUCUUAACAAUUAUGAACACUUAUUUUCGGUUAACGACAAGUCCAAAGGAGGGUCAUUCUACCUGCAAUCAAAGGUUGUACGUGCUAAAGAAAGAUUUGAAAUGGAUAUGAAAGAUUCUGAUAAAAAGACUGUGAAAGAAGAAACUUGAUGUAUGCAUGUCAUUAGUGUUUGUGACUUGCAAUUAUGUAUGUGUGAAACAAUCUGUUAUUGUCAUGUAGAAAUUUAUGUAAAAAUAUUUACAUAUUAACACAUCAAAGAGCAAGCAGGUGACCGCAGUCUCCAUUAGCCAACUCUGGUUGCUGUUAUAUUACUGUAACUGUGUUACAGGCUUCUUAAAGAGAUGGCCUUUCAUUGGUGGUAAAGAAAAUAAUUAAUUAGCCUGCAGUCGGAUUUGUGAAAAAUAGGUCUUACGUUCAAAUCUGUAUGAGUGGAAGUGACUGUUCUACUGAGGAGAGGAGAUAAACAUUUUCAUAUAAAAUAUAUGCUGGAGGUUUAUGAAGAAUCAUGUUUGAUGUACAAGAAUGUCAUAUUUAAAAUAAUUAACUGUCAUUUAUGAUGGUCAAUACAUAUACUACCUGUACAUUGGUUUUGCCAACUGAUGUCCUUAAUGGAGGAUUAAAAAUAAAUUUAUU